AAUUGACCAAAAACAUACACUUGUACCUAAAAGACAAGUACAAAUAGCCAAAAAUCUAACAUCAUCAUGUAUGCUUUUUGAAUGUUGAAUGCCUCAAAACCUAACAUUAAUUCGUAGUUUCUUUGGUUUAAACUUGAUAUUUGUCGUUCUCAUUAGAUGACCCAAAUCCACUUUGGGUUUGUGAUAAUGGAGUGGUUACAAGUUCUUGUUAAUUUAGUCAUAUUCAACUCAAGUAAUUGUUUAUUAACUAAAUAAUUAGUUAUAAUCCAUAUAGAAAAUGGUAUUUAUGCAAACAAUAUGAGUUAAUAAGCAUGAAAAGGAAAUCAGAAAAAAAGAAUAUGGCUUCUUCUUCUUCUUCUUUCCAUGAACUCAAAAAACAAGCUUCUGUUUUCUUGAAAGAGAAGAUCAAAACUGCAAGAUUGGUGCUAACAGAUGUUACACCUGCACAACUAUUGACCGAAGAAGCAACAGAUGAAGAUUCAUGGCCAUCGGACACGCGCACCAUGGGAUUGAUAUCGCGCGCGGCUUUUGAAGUCGAUGAAUAUUGGAGAAUUGUUGAUGUUCUCCAUAAAAGGUUGUGGAAGUUUGAUAAAGAGAAUUGGAGAGGGUCUUACAAGGCUCUUGUUUUAUUGGAGCACUUGCUAACUCAUGGUCCAGAGAGAGUUUCAGAAGAAUUUCAAUGUGAUAAAGAGGUUAUUAAGGAGAUGAGUAUUUUUCAACAUGUUGAUGAAAAAAGAUUCAAUUGGGGAUUAAGGGUAAGAGAGAAAUCAGAAAGGAUUUUGAAACUACUUGAAGAAGAUCGGUCUUUUUUGAAACAAGAGAGGAGUAAAGCCCGCGAGCUUACAAGUGGGAUCAAAGGUUUUGGUAGUUUUACUCAAAGAAGUAUCGAGAAAAGAUUGGGAGAAUCAAGAUCACAAAUAUAUUUUAGAUGUAAUUUCAACAAUGAUGGAGAUGAAGGAAACAAGGAUUUAAACUAUCGAAAUCGUGAUGUGGGUGAUGAUGAUGAACAUCAAGAUAGAGCCUCUCUACUUUCUACUUAUGUAUAAAAAUAAAAAAGGAUUAAGGAUCGAUGAAGUGAGGAUAAAAAAUAGUUUAAUAGAUAGAAAAAGUUGCAUAUUUAGCAUACUCUUUGUAAAAAUACCAAUAGAACAGUAAAUAAUAAACGAACAUCUUUGUUUUUUAAUA
Messenger RNA from Lactuca sativa (garden lettuce), 1185 nucleotides. Its product is annotated as ENTH domain-containing protein C794.11c. NCBI's taxonomy places the organism in Eukaryota, Viridiplantae, Streptophyta, Magnoliopsida, Asterales, Asteraceae. Gene Ontology annotation, biological process: endocytosis. Gene Ontology annotation, cellular component: clathrin vesicle coat; endosome; plasma membrane. The record is from RefSeq and is a predicted model, not a curated record. Gene Ontology annotation, molecular function: phospholipid binding; clathrin binding.